Suhomyces tanzawaensis NRRL Y-17324 is the source of this 370-nucleotide messenger RNA. RefSeq lists its product as uncharacterized. The record is from RefSeq and is a predicted model, not a curated record. The transcript has a single exon. The coding region runs from base 112 to 288 and encodes 58 amino acids. NCBI's taxonomy places the organism in Eukaryota, Fungi, Ascomycota, Pichiomycetes, Serinales, Debaryomycetaceae.
CAAUAACGAAACAUCCGGAUUUAUGCUCUAACUUACACUUUACUCCAACUUACACUUACGAUUGCAUCAUAUCGUACGAGAUUAUAGUCCCAUUGGAAUGCUAGUCUCGUGAUGCCAAUUUUCAAAACGCGACAUAACGACACACGACACGGGUCCCAGACACCAUCUGGUGACUCCAGGUGGCCACCUAAGACCGGCUACUGCUCCCUGCAACAACCAGACUGUAUGCCACCCCUCGGUUGCUCACGGCUAUUGCUGUUGCUCCGAGCUACCCCUUGGCGAAACUAGUGACAUCUCGCAAGCCGGCUCGGGAAUGUGGUUGCUUACGUGAGCCGGUUAUCUCGGGGAUGAGCAACGCCGUUUCCAGCAA